This is a messenger RNA of Juglans microcarpa x Juglans regia, 4324 nucleotides long. Its product is annotated as protein FAR1-RELATED SEQUENCE 5-like. NCBI's taxonomy places the organism in Eukaryota, Viridiplantae, Streptophyta, Magnoliopsida, Fagales, Juglandaceae. Bases 1462 to 3255 code for a protein of 597 amino acids. The record is from RefSeq and is a predicted model, not a curated record. The transcript is spliced from 7 exons.
AAAACCCAUGAUCCGAUUUACCGUCAGACCCAAUCAAAACCGGUAAGCCCCAUUCUCGUGGGUCUAGGGUUCCAGUCACAGCCUCCACAGUUCUUUAGCACCACAACCUAUUUGGUUAUUCACGGCCUCCACGUUACAACCUGAUGCCACCAUCGAAGGCGCCGCAUGGUCAUCGAACCACUGCCAAAAGCAACCACCCUAGCACCGUCGAAAACCUCCCCGAAACCCAGCCACGUUGAAGUCCCGCAUACGGCAAGUCCACGCCCUCCCUCUUUUUCUGUUCUCCAAGGUUUGCAUCGCACGAAGUCAACAACCGCCUCCCUCUCCGUUGCUUCUCUGCUGCCUUCAUUGCAAUGCCCCAAGUUACCGUUGCAUUUCAAACAGCCCGUAUUUAUACACUGCAAAACAGAUUGUUGUCGUCUCUGGAUGCCACCCAUGUGAGACUCUGAAGACCAGGCAACCGACAGGACUAAUGACGGAAGGCACAAGCCGAGACACCGCUGCACCAGAGCACGCACGGUUGCCUAGUUGGCUAUGAACCACGCCGCCUCCCCUUGCAUUGCAACGCCACACUGUUUGUGCCACCCUAAGUCAGUGGUUGCACCAGCCCUCAACUUCACAAAGUGAGCCUUGGCCCAAUUACAUUAUGAUCAGAACUCCUAGCUCUGGUUGGAGUCAAAGGUGGGCUUUCCGACUCCAUCGGAGUCGAGCCCACCCCUACACAGACCCACUUUGAGCAAGAGUCCUAGCUUAGAUUCAGAUUCAAACCUCUUGAGUAGCUCAAGAGAUGGUGAAAAAGAACAGUUUUGCUAUAGGCAACCGGGGGUGGGGAACCCCUGGGGAAUCGGCUGACGUGGCACAUCAGCUGAGAUAUAUUAAAAAAAUGAAAAAGAAAUCCACUGAAACAUAAGAAAAAUGGAGGGAAAUCGGUUGAAACAGAGUGGUCGUUGUGUUUUUGAAAACGAAACCAGAUAGUGGCGUCUUCAUCUGAUCCCAACAUUCCAUCUGUGGUCGCCGUCGUGGUAGGACCAAACUGCUUGUUGCGGUCGCCAUCGUCAUAUAUUCCAGAUCUCCUCGGUUGCAUCCAGAGUUUUUCUUUGGAGCAACUCACUAGAAAGUCUUUUGAGGGUUAUGGUAAGUUGGCUUGUUUAAGUUUAAGCUUAGCUUUUGUCUUGUAGGUUUUAGUUUCGAGUAGUUGAUGUAAAAUGUUCGCUUCUGGGGUUCUUUGUUUUGUAGACUUUGAGAUUACAGUGUUGAAUUUCGGCACAGCCAAGGUUUUGGUUUGGGUUUGUCUCUCAGAACUGGCUUUUGUCUAAUUUAAGAGUUGGGUCUAGACUCUAAAGUUGUUCGUGUCGAACGCCCCAUUUCGUGGGGCUUUGGCUUCUGGCUUUUGAGAAUUUUGUGUUCCUUCCAGCUCAGGCUAGGUUUGUCGGUUCACGUGAAAGAUCUUGUUUUAGGAAUAUGACUUCUGGGGUUGCGAAUUUUGAUCUUGUUUUAGGCAUGGGAAACGGGGAAGAACACCCAUCAACGCUAGUACCAUCUAGCUCAAAUCCCCCAACCGCGAAUGCUGAUUACCUAUUUAAACAUGGCAUGGAACCUUCGAGUCAUCCGAUCAAUACAAGCUCUACUACGAGUGGAAUAGUUGGUACAGAGGAUAAUACACCCAAUUGUAGGGCAACUGAAGCGCCAUGUACAUCCUCUAAUGUUGAAGAAAGUAAUGAGGAUAGACCAAAUUCACGGGAAACCAAGAAUGGCAGUGCCGGGACAUCUCAGUUUGUGCAAAUGGAUAGUGGUGAUAUAAUUGAGGAGCCAAAGUCGGGGAUGGAGUUUAAUUCUCUUGAAGAUUUAAUGAGUUAUUAUAAGCAAUAUGCUAAGAAAUGCGGGUUUGGGAUGAUGACAAGAAGAAGUGAGAGGGGAGAGGAUGAGACUGUUAGAUAUGUCACUCUUGGUUGCGCCCGUGGUGGGAAGGCCCGGAAUAGGACUAUGAAUGUUGUCAAACCACGUCCUACAGGAAAGACGGAUUGUAAGGCAAAGAUUAAUGCCUUAAAAAUUGAGGGAAAGUUUCGAUUGACUACAGUUCAUAAUAUCCAUAACCACAGCCUUAGUCCAAAGAAAUAUCGCUUCUUUCGAUAUAAUAGAGAAGUGAGUGACUCUGUAAAAAAAGUCCUAGAUACAAAUGAUUUGGCUGGCAUCCGAAUGAAUAGGAGCUUCGGAUCUCUUAUCGUUGGCAUUAGUGGAAUCGAGAACCUCCCAUUUUUGGAAAAGGAUUGUCGUAAUUAUAUCGACAAUGCAAGACAUCUACGACUUGGGAAAGGUGGUGCUGGAGCGCUUCGAGAGUAUUUUUGUAGGAUGCAAUACAAAAAUUUUAGAUUUUUUGCAUUAAUGGAUUUAGAUGAUGAUGGGAGGUUAAAAAAUGUCUUUUGGGCAGACUCCCGUAGUAGGGCAGCUUACCAAUAUUUUGGUGAUGUGGUCACAUUCGACACCACAUACCUGACGAAUAAAUAUGAGGUGCCCUUUGCACCAUUUGUUGGUGUAAACCACCAUGGGCAAUCAAUUCUGUUGGGAGUAGGAUUGAUUUCCAAAGAGGAUAUAAAGACCUUUGUGUGGUUAUUCCAGACCUGGUUGCAGUGUAUGGAUGGUAUAGCUCCGAAAGCUAUUAUCACUGAUUACAACAGAGCGAUGAAAAAUGCAAUUGCUAUUGUCUUUCCAGAAAGCCGACAUAGAUUUUGCUUGUGGCAUAUACUGAACGAAGUUCACGAAAAUUUUGGCUCUCAUGGUUCCUAUAAAAAUGGGCUGAAAAAUGCAUUGAUGAAAUGUGUGUACAACACCCAAAGUGUUGAAGAGUUCGAGAAAUGUUGGGAUCAGUUAAUCACCACAUACAACUUGCAUGAGAAUGCCUGGUUGCAAAGCUUAUACGUUGAGCGUGAGCAUUGGGUACAGGCAUUCUUGAAAUCAUUUUUUUGGGCUAGAAUGAGUACAACGCAGCAGAGCAAGAGCAUGAAUGCCUUUUUCGAUGGUUAUGUUCAUGCUAAGACAAACUUGAAAGAGUUUGUCGACCAGUUUGACAACGUGUUGAAAAUGAAAAUAGCGCGGACUUCCACUCAUUUAACAACACAAUUCCUUGCAUAUCUAAAUCUCCAAUUGAAAAGAGAUUUCAAGAUUUGUACACGAAUGCUAAAUUUAGGGAAGUUCAGCAGCAACUUAUCAGCAUUAUCGAUAUGGAUCCAGCUUUACUUAAGAGGAAUGGUGCAGUAAAGACCUAUCUGGUAGAGGAUGAAAUUUGUGUGGAAGAUUUCACUAAACUAGUUUACAUUAUGUGGACUUUAGUGAGGAAGAUGCAGUUGCAAAGUGUUCAUGUGAGCUAUUUCAGAUGAGUGGGAUAUUGUGUAGCCACAUUUUGGCUAUAUUUAAAUGUAAUGAGAUAAAAUAUUUGCCAGAUAGGUACAUUUUAGAUCGAUGGAGGAAGGACAUCAAAAGGAGAUACACGUUAAUCCACAGCAGCUAUGACGCAGAGGAUCACCAGGCAGAUGCUAAUAGAUAUUCAAGAAUGUUGAAUGUCUGUUAUCAGAUGAUUACUCAUGCGGCGGAUUCGAAAGAGCAUACUGAGGAUGCAACUAAUAAGUUAUAUGCAACGAUUGACUUAUAUCAUGACAACCAAGAACUCCCAUCGAUGACUCUAACAGGUUCCAAUGUUGGUUGUACGACAAAGGACACAACUACAGUUGGUAGUUCAAAGCAAGUACUCAGUCCACUUGUUGUGAGAGGGAAAGGCUGACCCCCAUCUGAGGUGAGCAUUCAGGAUAGAGAAAAAUAUGCGAAAAGUUAAAGCAAAGACGAAGAAAACACCAAUAAAGGGGAAAUGCAAACAGCGAGAUGGAGGAGAUACACUAGUGGUUGCCACUUGCAGGAAUUUAUUUGGCCCUUCAGGCUUCAGAGAUGAAUAUGUCCAAUAUUGGACACGGGCAGGCUGUUCCAGAAAGUGCAGCUUUUGACAUUUUGAUUAGAGUCAAGAAAGUAUACGAUUUGGGUUGGAUGGAUCACAACUGGUGCACUUUGGGUUGGAUGGAUCACAACCGCUGUAAUGAUAUGAUUCAAUUUGUGUAUUGAAUGUUUUUUAGGGACAUUUCGGCCGUAUUGAAUAUUUGUGUAUUGAAUGUAUUCCAGGGGAUUUUUGUUUAUUGAAUGUUUUUUAGGGACUUUUUGGUGUAUUGAAUAUUUUGUUGAAUGUAUUCCAGGGGAAUUUUUUUUUUUUAAAUGUUUUUUAGGGACUUUUUUGUGUAUUGAAUAUUUUUGUGUGUAUUGAAUGUAUUCUAGGGAAUUUUUU